UCCACACGGGGAGGAGAAGAGGACUAUCGGACAGGGCCAGUUUGCUGUCCGCCCGCUACCCGCCUGCUGCUGGGUGAAGAAGUUCCUGACGGUCUGCUCACCACUGCCCUACCUGGGCCCUGGGAGCUUCUCCACCAGGACCCUGGUGCCCAGUGUCCAUCCUCAUCCGGCUGAGAGUUCUCCUUCCGCUCAGCGGACGCCGCGGGCAUGGACUAUUCCUAUGACGAGGACCUGGACGAGCUGUGUCCGGUGUGUGGUGACAAGGUGUCGGGCUAUCACUACGGGCUGCUCACGUGUGAGAGCUGCAAGGGCUUCUUCAAGCGCACAGUCCAGAACAACAAGCAUUACACGUGCACCGAGAGUCAGAGCUGCAAAAUCGACAAGACGCAGCGUAAGCGCUGUCCCUUCUGCCGCUUCCAGAAGUGUCUGACGGUGGGCAUGCGCCUGGAAGCUGUGCGUGCUGAUCGAAUGAGGGGCGGUCGGAACAAGUUUGGGCCCAUGUACAAGAGGGACCGAGCCUUGAAGCAGCAGAAGAAAGCACAGAUUCGGGCCAAUGGCUUCAAGCUGGAGACUGGACCCCCGAUGGGGGUGCCCCCGCCGCCCCCUCCCCCUCCGGACUACAUGCUACCCCCUGGCCUGCAUGCCCCUGAGCCCAAGGCCUUGGUCUCUGGCCCACCCACUGGGCCACUGGGUGAUUUUGGAGCCCCAGCUCUGCCCAUGGCUGUGCCUGGUACCCAUGGGCCUCUGGCUGGCUACCUCUAUCCUGCCUUCUCUAACCGCACCAUCAAAUCUGAGUAUCCAGAGCCCUAUGCCAGCCCCCCUCAGCAGCCAGGGCCACCCUACAGCUAUCCAGAGCCCUUCUCAGGAGGGCCCAACGUACCAGAGCUCAUACUGCAGCUGCUGCAGCUAGAGCCAGAGGAGGACCAGGUGCGUGCCCGCAUAGUGGGCUGCCUGCAGGAGCCAACCAAAAGUCGCUCUGACCAGCCAGCGCACUUCAGCCUCCUCUGCAGGAUGGCUGACCAGACCUUCAUCUCCAUUGUCGACUGGGCACGAAGGUGCAUGGUGUUCAAGGAGCUGGAGGUGGCUGACCAGAUGACACUGCUGCAGAACUGCUGGAGUGAGCUGCUGGUGUUGGACCACAUCUACCGCCAGGUCCAGUACGGCAAGGAGGACAGCAUCCUGCUGGUCACUGGGCAGGAGGUGGAGCUGAGCACAGUGGCGGUGCAGGCUGGCUCCCUGCUUCACAGCCUGGUGCUGCGGGCACAGGAACUAGUGCUACAGCUGCAUGCACUGCAGUUGGACCGCCAGGAGUUCGUCUGUCUCAAGUUCCUCAUCCUCUUCAGCCUCGAUGUGAAAUUCCUGAACAACCACAGCCUGGUGAAGGAUGCCCAGGAGAAAGCCAACGCCGCCCUGCUGGAUUACACCUUGUGUCACUACCCGCACUGCGGGGACAAAUUCCAGCAGUUACUACUGUGCCUGGUGGAGGUGAGGGCACUGAGCAUGCAGGCCAAGGAGUACCUGUACCACAAGCAUUUGGGCAAUGAGAUGCCCCGCAACAACCUUCUCAUUGAGAUGCUGCAGGCCAAGCAGACUUGAGCCUGGGCACCUGGCGGCAGGCAGUAGGUAGGGAUACCACUGCCUCCAAAUGACUCAUUGCAUUAGAUGAUCCGGGAGCCCUGCCCCUAGGUCCCUGCCCUUGAACUCCAGAGCUGUGUGUUUGGGAUGGCAGGCAAAGAUGGGCAGGGUCUGCCUGGGGCAGGUUGCCCUCACCAGCCACUGGCACGUAUCUGCCACUUAGAGUGCCCCAAAGAGGUGGCUUCUAACCACUCCUUCUUCCACCUGCCCCCAGCUUCUUUCCUGGAAUCUGAGGUCCAGGUCCAGGGAGGAGGUUUGGGAUUCCCUGGUGGACCUUGACGUCCCUUGGGUCAGAGGUCAUCCUUUCCCUCUCUCCUGUAAUGGGAGGCAGGGCAGGGGAGGGGUCUCCAGACUUCCUCCGAAGAAGAGAAGGAAGUCCACUGCUGUACACUGAGUCUGCUAAAUUGGGUAGGGCCUGUUUUCCCUAGAGGGCAAAAAGACCCCUCUCCAGCCCUCCACCUGUCUAACUCUGAUCCAUUCCCUGAAAAAGGCUUUGCUGUAACCAUCUUCCCAGCUGUGACCUGGGGGGGCGGAGAGUCUGGUGGAGUCAACAGUCUUGCCCCGGCCCAGCCCAGUCACUACCGGCUGGGCUGGUACCUGCGGGGCUGCAGUCACCAAGAUUCUUUGGUAUUUGCUUUUCCUUUCCUGCUAGACAGUCCUUGGAAGGUGUGUGAGAGAGAAACAGCCCGAGACAGACUGAGGGCACCAAAGUUUUCCUGGUAUCUCUUUCCAAGAGUCAAGGUGGCACCCGCUCAUCUUUGUGUACCCUGCUCACUCCAGAGAGCUGUAGCUUGCCCUCCACCUUCUCUACUAGGACAACAGCAGGAGACCAGCAGUGGCCUAGAGUCCCUGCGGGG
This is a messenger RNA of Chionomys nivalis (European snow vole), 2492 nucleotides long. It is a transcript of the gene Nr5a1, whose product is annotated as nuclear receptor subfamily 5 group A member 1. Gene Ontology annotation, biological process: hormone-mediated signaling pathway; tissue development; regulation of transcription by RNA polymerase II. NCBI's taxonomy places the organism in Eukaryota, Metazoa, Chordata, Mammalia, Rodentia, Cricetidae. The transcript has 7 exons. The record is from RefSeq and is a predicted model, not a curated record. Gene Ontology annotation, molecular function: RNA polymerase II cis-regulatory region sequence-specific DNA binding; nuclear receptor activity; zinc ion binding. Gene Ontology annotation, cellular component: RNA polymerase II transcription regulator complex. The coding region runs from base 208 to 1596 and encodes 462 amino acids.